AUGUAUAGACAAACCGGAAGUAGAAGUGAGCCGUAUUCCCCGCCCACUCCACCCGGAACUCCUCACAAGGACCGGAAACAUUCAUCCUUAGUUGAUAAACAGGAGUUACAGAAAAGAUACACGGGUCUACUUAUACCUCCGUCUCCCCAGACAAAACGUCUGUCCCCACUUCAGAUUGACACCAGCUAUGGAAACGCCCCUAUUUCAGGUGAAUCCAGGGGCGGAUCUAUUGGGGAAGGACAACAGAUUGGUUUUCCUUAUAACCCACCUCCGUCUCCUGGGUUCUUUAUCCCAACCACAACAGAACUGACUGACGAACAGAAAGGUUACAUCUGGAAUAUAGUCCAUCAACUCAGUAAUGUAAAUGCAAAUCGUCCGUCCUUUACCGAGGUUUCCGUCUCCAGCGCGCAGCCUUUCCCGUUACAGGACCCCUCUAACUUCCGGUUAAAGCGUCAAAUUUCUACAGAGAGUUCGGACUCUUCUGAUAUCAAGUUCUCAAACAAGGGGCCAACAAAACGACAGACAAUUUCUUCAGCAAGGCAUCCUCCACAAGCUGAUGAGAAAGGAGGCGGAAUUUCACAGCAAAAACAAGUAGACUUAGAGCCCCUCAACCUGUGCAGCCCCUGCAAAAGCAAGAUUUCUCCAAAACCCUACACGGCGACUUUACAGUGGGUGUUAAAUCCAGACGAUCCUAAUCCAAACUCGGAAGAAGAUUUUAUUCCGGCAUCGAAAGUAAUCCAAGAUCAACAACCCAAAGAGAAUAUAACUAUCUCCACAAGCACACCCAAAACCGGAAACACGAUGAAUGAAAGAACUGCCUCAUUUUCUUCUAAAGAUUUCCACCAGGAGAUGAUGGGCGGAUUCAGAGGGCGCGGGAGUGAACCUAACAACACAGCAACUACUACAGCCAAAUCAAACAACCUUAUGGUGACAGAGAAAGGGUUUGUUUUCCCUAGUGUACCAAGCGUAUCCGACCCAAUACCAUUCAGCCCCCGGAUCGUAAGUAACAAUCCUCCUUUCCAAAGCAGAAGCAAAAAUAUGGAUAAAAACGUUCUGGAGUAUAUGAAGUCUUCUAGUCUUGAUGAUGUUAGCAGUGAUAGUGUUUUUGGAAGUGGUGCCUCUCCCCCGGAUUAUAAACAGAAAUCUCUGGGUACGUAUCUAAGACACAAAGCACUGAGGAGUUUCAGUGAUAUCGAACACUCCCCAUCUAAAUCGGAGACGGAGGAAAUUCAGGAGAUACUGCGUGAGUAUAAACGAUGUGUGUCCGACCCAACCUUUACCCCACCAAGCCAAAAAGCGAUGUUACGUGAAGAGAGACUUGUUCAUGGAAUUUUUCCGUCAAAUGCCAUGUCUUCGGAAGAAUCACCACCGGACUCAUUUGAUCACGUGACGGAUCAUGCCCGAAUUAAUGCUGAACUCCGGCGGAUGAAUUCCUUCAUGAAGAGUCAUCUUGAGUUGAUGAAAAAACAACAUGCAAAAAGACAGCUGUUUUCUCCUCAGUCAUCAGCCAGCGAAGGAUCCCGCUGUGCACAUGCAUCGCUACAACAAGAAAAUCCGGAGGAAUUUGCUCGCUGGAUAAUAGAUGAGCUGCGGACAAUGUCGUCCUCUCGGUAUCAGACUUAUGACAGUACGGCCGGCACUGACAGAGGCCGAGCCCAAUAUGGCGACAGAGUAGAUGGCUGUGCUACGACAGGAUGUAACUCCGCUUUCUGUAAACACAGACAAGAAAAAAGUCCCGUUCAACAAUUCCUUCCACCACCAGCAUCGCCAAGGCAACGGCAACCUUCACCCUCAGCCAGAAUGCCAGCUCCGUCAUCAUCACCAUGUCUUGCUACUGGUUCAGGUCAAAGUUCAUCACCGUGGGCACAAGGUAGUCCACGUAAGCGUAAAAGAGAUCAAGUAGAAAUGAGAAUAACGUGUGAAGCAAUUGCCGAAGAAUCAGAUCACGUGACGGAAAUGUUGCAGUCUUUAGAGCAUGCGCCUGGGCGGAACUGUAAAUGUGCGUCUGUGGAACAAGAAAUCUUACAGAUGGCUGUAGACGCUUACGCAAAAAUUCGUCGAGGUGACGACUCACCUAGUUCCUUUCAAAGGUUUCAAGGGGAGCUAUGUCAGACAAAUAACAGAAUUCUAGACGCCAUGAAAAUUCUCAGCGCCAUUAAAGCCAUAUGCAAACAUGGCAGAACGAUAGAACACAUCUACCCUGGAAGUGUUGUCUUCGUCAUUUCCUGUCCGUCAGUGACGUCACUAGACGCGUUAUGGCGGAUGUUCGUCACUGGAGAUUUGUCGAGAUUGGUGAACGACAGCUUCUUGACGGAAAGUGUGAGGGUGAGGCACAACGCUUAUGAUGUUACACUACGUGUGGAUAUUCCAAAGGAACAGUAUUUGCGAUGUAGAAAAAGACUUGCUGAAUCCGUCCUCGACUCCUCUUUCUCCAAAAGCGACACCGAGAUCAUGUCAAUCGGAAGUAGCUCUAAAGAAAACGUAUCUUCGCCUUACAGAAGGAAAACCAUGAAAAACCUUGCCGUGGUACACAUGCGCAGUAGCUCGGAACCCACACAACAUGUUCAUUCGCCGUCCAAUAGUCCUGGGAACGCAUGCUCGCCGUACUCUCCCCGUGACAGGAAAUUUUCCUAUCCAGUUUCCGGUGAACAGUCUCCACGCAGAGCCUUUCAGGAAUUGCAAUUUCCGUCCUCUCCGACGCUGCGCCGUGUGUUCAACUUUGACCUUACUUUGACCCCAACGACUUCACCAAAGCGGAAGAGCUUCGCCGAGGUCCCGCCGUGGGAAAACGAAAAUGAAAGUGAGGUUCAAACAUUAUCCUCACCGAAGAGAUUCAAUUCGGGACAAAAUAUGUUUUUCCGGUAGAUUUUAGUACAAUAGCUAAAAGAUUUGUAUUGAUUUUUAAAAAAAAUUAUUAUGCUUUUAACCCUUACAUAUACAUGUAUUAUCUUAGUUUC
This is a messenger RNA of Saccostrea echinata, 2957 nucleotides long. RefSeq lists its product as uncharacterized. The record is from RefSeq and is a predicted model, not a curated record. Bases 1 to 2865 code for a protein of 954 amino acids. NCBI's taxonomy places the organism in Eukaryota, Metazoa, Mollusca, Bivalvia, Ostreida, Ostreidae. The transcript has 7 exons.